Otolemur garnettii (small-eared galago) is the source of this 2399-nucleotide messenger RNA. RefSeq names its product solute carrier family 11 member 2 (gene SLC11A2). Gene Ontology annotation, biological process: metal ion transport. The record is from RefSeq and is a predicted model, not a curated record. NCBI's taxonomy places the organism in Eukaryota, Metazoa, Chordata, Mammalia, Primates, Galagidae. The coding region runs from base 239 to 1936 and encodes 565 amino acids. Gene Ontology annotation, cellular component: plasma membrane. The transcript is spliced from 17 exons. Gene Ontology annotation, molecular function: manganese ion transmembrane transporter activity; cadmium ion transmembrane transporter activity; iron ion transmembrane transporter activity.
CUUUCCAAUUCAGAUUCCCUUGGUGCUAUCUGGGAGACUCUAUUGGAAGUCUAUUUUGCUUCCUAAUUCUCCCCUUCAGAGAAACCACUGUUUUUGUAUGCAUAGCAAUAUAAAGAACUAUCACAAAAGGAGAACCGGUGAAUUUGUGAAAAGGAAUACUGAAGCAGCAUGCUGGCUGGAUUUGGCUGAGUUCACAUGGUAAUCCUAUUCUAAGAACUCAGGCACUCAGGUAUCCACUAUGGUAUUGGGUCGUGAACAGAAGAUGUCAGAUGAUAAUGCUUCUGGAGACCAUGCCAGUCUUGGGGCCCUCAACCCUGCCUAUAGUAACUCCUCUCUCCCACAGUCCAACGAGCACUCAGAGGAGCCCUUUGCUACCUACUUUAAUGAGAAGAUUUCCGUUCCUGAGGAAGAGUACUCUUGUUUUAGCUUUCGUAAACUCUGGGCUUUCACCGGACCUGGCUUUCUUAUGAGCAUUGCUUACCUGGAUCCAGGAAACAUUGAAUCUGAUUUGCAGUCCGGAGCAGUAGCUGGAUUUAAGUUGCUCUGGGUCCUUCUUCUGGCCACCAUCGUGGGGCUACUGCUUCAGCGGCUCGCAGCUAGACUGGGAGUGGUCACUGGGCUGCAUCUUGCUGAAGUGUGUCACCGUCAGUAUCCCAAGGUCCCACGAAUCAUCCUAUGGCUGAUGGUGGAGUUGGCUAUUAUUGGCUCAGAUAUGCAAGAAGUCAUUGGCUCAGCCAUUGCCAUCAAUCUUCUGUCUAUGGGAAGGGUUCCUCUGUGGGGUGGAGUCCUCAUCACCAUUGCAGAUACCUUUGUAUUUCUCUUUUUGGACAAAUAUGGCUUGCGGAAGCUAGAAGCAUUUUUUGGCUUUCUCAUCACUGUUAUGGCCCUCACAUUUGGAUAUGAGUAUGUUACAGUGAAACCCAACCAGAGCCAGGUCCUCCAGGGCAUGUUCGUGCCAUCCUGUUCAGGCUGCCAGACCUCACAGGUCCAGCAGGCUGUGGGCAUCGUGGGAGCUGUCAUCAUGCCGCACAACAUGUACCUGCAUUCUGCCUUAGUCAAGUCUAGACAGGUAAACCGGAGCAAUAAGCGGGAAGUUCGAGAAGCCAAUAAGUACUUUUUCAUUGAAUCCUGCAUUGCUCUCUUUGUUUCCUUCAUCAUCAACGUCUUUGUUGUCUCAGUCUUUGCCGAAGCAUUUUUUGAGAAAACCAACGAGCAGGUGGUUGAAGUCUGUAAAAACAGCAGCAGUCCCCAUGCUGGCCUCUUCCCUAAUGAUAAUUCAACCCUGGCUGUGGAUAUCUACAAAGGGGGAGUUGUGCUAGGAUGUUACUUUGGGCCGGCGGCACUCUACAUCUGGGCAGUGGGGAUCCUGGCUGCAGGACAGAGCUCCACCAUGACAGGAACUUAUUCAGGCCAGUUUGUCAUGGAGGGAUUCCUGAACCUAAAAUGGUCACGCUUUGCUCGAGUGAUUCUGACCCGCUCUAUUGCCAUUGUCCCCACUCUGCUUGUUGCUGUCUUCCAAGAUGUAGAGCAUCUAACGGGGAUGAAUGAUUUCCUAAAUGUUCUACAGAGCUUACAGCUUCCCUUUGCUCUCAUACCCAUCCUCACAUUUACAAGCUUGAGGCCAGUAAUGAAUGACUUUGCUAAUGGAAUAGGCUGGAGGAUUGCAGGUGGGAUCUUGGUCUUGAUCGUCUGCUCCAUCAACAUGUAUUUUGUAGUGAUUUAUGUUCGGGACCUAGGGCAUAUAGCAUUAUACGUGGUGGCUGCUGUGGUCAGCGUGGCUUAUCUGAGCUUUGUGUUCUACUUGGGUUGGCAAUGUUUGAUUGCACUGGGCAUGUCCUUCCUGGACUGUGGGCACACGUACCACCUGGGAUUGACAGCACAGCCUGAACUUUACCUUCUCAACACCGUGGAUGCCGAUUCCCUUGUGUCUAGAUGACCGACAACUGAAAGAUAUCUGAGAACCACUUUUUCUAAGCCCUUUAGUGCCAGGUGUCCUGUUAACAUAUCUCUGUUAGUUCAGAGGUGAGUUUUGUUCAAAUGUUUUGAACAAAUAACAAAGAUUUCCUCAUGGGAAGGGUGUUAAAAGCUGACAGCUAAAAGCGUAGGUUAGAGACCCUCAUACCUCACAACAGUCGUACAAGAGCCAGAGUUAAGGCCUGUGAUGGCCACACACCCCUAUGGGUUUGUGUCUUGAUUCCUGGGAUUUAAAAAAUAUAUAUGUGUAUACAUAUUUAUGUAAACCUGAACAUAUCAGUUUGGGUAGAGUUUUAAGGUUAUAUGAAACUGAUCUUUUAUAUUUUUUUUAAAAUAUUGUUCAGUCAGGUAUUUGUUUUGUCUGGAUCACAAGUGAGAAAGGACGGGAAAUAAUGCUCUUUUUCACAAUGAGCUCGUCAGAUUGA